CAAGGGCUGUCAUUCCUGUUUUUAAAAAUACAUUCAUUCUUAAUGGAGGUGAGAGCUAGAGUAAGCUGGUGCUGCUGCAUGAGUUCAAUUUAGUUCCAGCUUCAAUUACAGGACAUCUGAGUUUGCGUGUUCUUUUCCACUGCUUCAGAAUCCGCUCUCAUAUUUGUCCUGAGGGCGUGUUGCACAGUGGCAGAAGAAUUAGUGGGUCAGACUUGUUGAAUGAAGAUCUAUUCAACAGGAUAAUGUGGACUUUAUUGCAUGCGUUAUUAGUGAUUAGUACCAGGAGUCUAAAGCGGUGGGCGCUGAUGGAACAGAUCAGAGCUGAUGACGCGUGAGCCGCUCUCUAGGCAGACGGGGAACAUGCUCCACAUACCUCAGUCACACAACACCUGCAUUUCCUGCUCUCAGUUACGCUGGCUCAGUUACUGUUCUAAGGUUCGGUUCCAGAGACACAAUGGGGGCCCGGGCGCCGGUCGCCUGACGCUCGGCCUUUUAUUCCUUGUUUGUCCAUCAACAGAGACGCUGGACAGGAUGUCGGGCUACGGCUGCACCCAAGGAGAUACGUUCUGCGAGAUCAGGGCGUACGAGCAGGAGGUGAUCGUGGUGCCGGUCUUCUUGUUGGGCAGCUUCGUGGUCACUCUGAUUUUCAUCCUGCUGCUGCGCUUCUGUCCAGAGAAAGUGGACCGCGUCCGGCCCCGCGCCUCCAAGUCGACCCCCAGGAGGGUCCUGCACGGCAUCGAUGCUCCUCCUGGUAUCAACGUCUUGGAGAAUGAAAACAUCGCUCUGGACGUGCCCGAUUCCUACUCCACCUUCAAUCCCCCGAACACCUACUCGUCUAAGAGCCUCAACAUGGGCGCGGGCGCGCCCUCAGUGCGACCCGGCCUCCCGGCCCACACCUUCAGGCCCAGCUUUACUCCCAUCGUGCAGCCCAGGGAGCUGCCGCGCCAGAGGCUGCCCGACUCCUUCAACCAGGUCACGGCCCUGUCCUCGGCCUUCCCGCUGCGCUCCGACUCCUCCGUGUCCCUGUACAGAGCCCGCAUGGAAAACAGGAACGUGGUUCUGAGGGUGCUGAAUGACUCUGCCGACGCCACAGAGAGGCACAGCUUCCUGAGCUUCGCCUCCUUCCUGGCCCAGCUCGGGCCUCAUCCCUUCCUGCCUGAGCUCCUGGGUGUCAUCUCCCUGCGAGCGCCUCUGGUGACGGUCGUGGAGGAGCUGGAGAACCGAGACCUCCUCAGUUUGCUGUGGAGGUGCAGACAGGAUAGCGCUGAUUCGUCUCCUUGUGAAAUGACUGAGAGACGAUUAUUUACCAUGGCCAAACAGGUGGCGUCAGCACUGGAGUUCCUUCACAGCAAAGACCUCAUCCACGGGAACGUCCGAGCCCACAGCGUUCUGGUCACCAAGGAGUUCACGGCCAAACUGUGGGGCCUGCACGGCGUCUUCACCAGGAAGAACCAGGCCGCCACUCAGAGGGACGACUCCAGCUUGAAGAAGUGGCAGGCCCCAGAGGUGCUGGCCAAGCGAGCCGCCAGUCCCAGCAGCGACGUGUGGUCGUUUGGCAUCAUGUUAUAUGAAAUGGUGACGCUAGGUGCUGCUCCAUUCGCAGAAGUCACAGUGAAUGAGCUUCUGCAGUUUCAUCAACGAGGGAAAAGUCUGAAGAAACCCUCCAACUGCCCAAACUCACUCUACUCUGUCAUUAAGGCAUGUUGCCAGUGGAAGGAUCAAGAUCGGGCCUCCCUCGCCGAGGUGAGCCAGAAGCUCUCCUCGGGGGAGAAGAGCGCCUCUGACAAAGUCCUGAAGGCGCCGGGGCCAGUUAACCUGGAGCAGUAUCUGCAGGAGGCAGGGUUCGGGGAAGCCAACAGCUACACCGUCUUCUGACCGACAUGCACCCGGAGGGAAGGACCCUGCUCCCAACAGCAGCACUUAUACAACACUCAGUGUUUAGAUUCACGCUGCCAGUCAAGGUUUGGACACAUCUUCAUCUUCAGUGUUGUUGGAAGAUGGAACACAAAAUUUUCUGUAGCCACCAACAUCAGCCCGAGGACAUAUUUCAGAAUGACUGACAUCAUUUGACUCUAGUUCUGCCAUUACUACAACGUGAAGGUGUGCACAAACCCGACUGGCUGGACCAGUGAGCAGUUGCUGCAUCGUUGCUAAUUUUAAUAAUCCCAGAAGGGAAAUUACGGUAAAGUGUAAAUAUAGAGUACUUUAAAUCUUCCUAAGAAAAUCAUGCCAAUUCAUAUAAAAGAUGUAAUAUAUGGUUUUACAACAUUUAUUAUGUUAUUAUUAGGCAGGGUUAUAGAGAUGAAGGACAUGAAUGUAAUCACAUGGAUGAGCCAGGAAUGAGUGGAACUGUUUACAUGUUAAUAAAUGAUCAUCCCAAG
Molecule: messenger RNA, 2381 nt
Organism: Betta splendens (Siamese fighting fish)
Lineage: Eukaryota; Metazoa; Chordata; Actinopteri; Anabantiformes; Osphronemidae
Gene: styk1b
Product: serine/threonine/tyrosine kinase 1b
Exons: 9
Coding region: 325-1875 (516 amino acids)
Biological process (GO): cell surface receptor protein tyrosine kinase signaling pathway; multicellular organism development; positive regulation of kinase activity
Cellular component (GO): signaling receptor complex
Molecular function (GO): ATP binding; transmembrane receptor protein tyrosine kinase activity
Source: RefSeq, a predicted model, not a curated record